Galendromus occidentalis (western predatory mite) is the source of this 1031-nucleotide messenger RNA. It is a transcript of the gene mRpS11, whose product is annotated as mitochondrial ribosomal protein S11. The record is from RefSeq and is a predicted model, not a curated record. The transcript is spliced from 5 exons. Gene Ontology annotation, cellular component: ribosome. NCBI's taxonomy places the organism in Eukaryota, Metazoa, Arthropoda, Arachnida, Mesostigmata, Phytoseiidae. The coding region runs from base 1 to 984 and encodes 327 amino acids. Gene Ontology annotation, molecular function: structural constituent of ribosome. Gene Ontology annotation, biological process: translation.
AUGGGUCUCACCUCACUCGGAACCACGAUCGCGAUACUCGCCAACUUCAGGUCUCUAUCCAUAGGUGUUUCCACUGAAAAGCAUUCACUCCGAUCGCUUGUAUUUUCAGCGCGCGUCAAGCUCAGACAGGUGAGCGUUCCCUCGGCCUUCUUUAGAUCGGCUGAAAUUCGUGAGCCCAAAACGGUCAUUCAGAAAACUGCUCUCCGCGGAACUUGGCAUGGGGAAGAUAUCGGCCACAACUCACCUCACAAGACGGUUGUGGAUCUUGUGGUACUGCUUCAGCUGGGGACUCCAGAGCUCAAACGAAGUGCCACCUCCUACCACAAUGUUUCCGUGGACGUCCCACAGCAGCCACACUGCGCUGCUCCGAGUGAGAGCCGUGUGGUACCGAGACCGGGUGUUCGACGACUCCUGUGCGCGAUGAUGUUGUGCUCGAAAUUGAGCUGCGCCUUGCAGAAUGUGAGACAGAUUUCAUCGACCUCCUCCCUAUUCAUGGACAGAGACAGGAAAGCUCAGCUGAGGGCUUUGCCAACGAAGGACGAAGGAACUCAGGGAGUGCGGUCGGUGGAUAUCGCACCUGCGGAAGAGAAUCUAGUUGACCGUGUCACCUUUAGUACUCUUUUCAACGGCGUGCCUUACAAGGAUCUUCCGAUUGUCCACGUCAAAUGCAGCAUGAACAACACACUAUGCACGCUCACCCAGGCUAACGGCAAUGUAAUCGCGAGGCGUUCCGGAGGGACGGAAGGCUACAAGCACACAAAGAAAGGUACCACCGUGGCGGCGCAAGCUGCCGCUACUUCGAUCGCCUACCGAGCGUUCCGAGUCUCGCUGAAGGACGUCCGGCUCGUCGUCAAAGGUCUAGGGCCCGGCCGUUUGGCCUCUGUGAAAAGUCUCCAACAAGCAGGUCUCAAUAUUGUGUCAAUCACCGAUCACACUCCGGCUUCCUUAUGUCCUCCUAGACCUCGGAAGCCGAAAAGACUCUAGUUUGUUUAGGAUAAGAUAUGGAGCAUUCAAUAAAUGUUUUAAGGUCA